UUUGUCCGUCGGCUGUCACGUGAGAUUCUCCAGGCUGCGGGAGAGAUAGCUGAGCGCGAGCCAGGCGGUGGACAAGUGACAGGCGGAGUGCACGCGCCAUCAGGUGACACCUGCACCCCACCAACAGCCCAGCACAGACCGGAGCCUCCGCCAUGAAGGGACAGAUCGCCUUCCUGCUGCUUGUCAUCGGCAUAACCGCUGUCCUGUCUGCGGAAAGCUGCGAAAACUUUAAGUCUUGUGAUUUGUGCCUCAACAAUACAGACAGCCUGAACUGUUCCUGGGUUAACUGUACUGCCGGUGUGCCUCAGUGUGUAAACAGUUCCAAUUCAGAAAACUGCACAGUACUGCUUUGUCAAGAGUCCACAACAGUCGUUAGUCCAACCACUGCAAAUGGCACAGUAACCUCUCCUGUACCGACUCAUUCAACCACUAAUGCAACAACAAAUACAACCGCUAGCUCUACCACUGUGCCUGUAAAACCAACUGCAAACUCCACAACAACCGCAUCACCGGUAACCUCUAUAUCACCUACAACACCUUCUAAAAGAGGCACAUUUGAUGCUGCUAGCUUCAUUGGAGGAAUAGUUCUUGUCCUGGGUAUACAAGCAGUGAUAUUUUUCUUGUACAAGUUCUGCAAAGCCAAAGAUCGGAAUUAUCACACUCUAUAAGGCCGGCUCGUGUGUGACUGCUCACCAGUGUUGCUCAAACCAAAAUGAUUUACCUUGAAGACUUCCGAUGGUGGAAUGUACAAGAAAGAUUAUUUUUCUUCCCUGAACAAUGAGUCUAGAUAUUCGAGUCUGCAUACUCCAACAACAGCUAAUAUACAUUUUAUUUUGUGGUCCGUUUGCAUGCAUCUCCUGAAAUCUGUAUUGACUUUAUCUUCAGUUUUAUCAUUCAAGGUUUCUAAUAUGGUGAAGUAACAUUUUACAGAUUGAAUGUUUAACUCAAAAUGCAAAUACAUAUACAUGAAGAGGAUAAUGGCCUGGAGUAGAAUUUAUAAUAUGACUGACUGUUUUGUUUGUUAUCUUAGUCGGUAGGUACAAUGCAAGACCCAAAAGGCCACAUGAAAGAUUUUUUUUUUUCCUUUUCAUUUAUAUUCUCAAAAUGUUGUUUGAAUAGAUUUGUCUUAUGUAAAUUGGUCGGAAUCAGAUAUUUUCUAGGCAGAUUAUGUACAAUGAGGUUUUAGUCUUUGAAGUGCACCUUUAUUUCUAAAGACUAUGGGAAUUGGAGAAUUGUGCCUUACAGACAAAUUUAAAUGUCUUUUUGAUAUUGUAAAGGUUUCCAUACAGAGGACACAUUUCUUUGUUUUGUCCAAAAUUAUGGUUGCAUGAUUGUGCCAAACACGUAGAGAUAAAUAGUUUUUUGGUUUUUACAUUUUUGGGGGGGCUUUAUUUCUUACUGGUGCAGUUCAAAUGGUUCGGCUACAUGAGGUGAAUAGCACCAGUCUCAAAUUUGUCACUUAAAUUAAGCAGUUGAAUUUUGGGUAUCAUGUGGUGUCCUUGAAGAUCACUGUAUCAGAUAUGGAGUUGCCAAGACAUUUCAAAAAGCAUAUCAACUGCUAAUGGAAAUUGGGAACACAGCUGUCCAAUACAUGUGGUUAUAGAGACGUGAUAUUUCC
Pelobates fuscus (common spadefoot toad) is the source of this 1618-nucleotide messenger RNA. It is a transcript of the gene CD164, whose product is annotated as CD164 molecule. NCBI's taxonomy places the organism in Eukaryota, Metazoa, Chordata, Amphibia, Anura, Pelobatidae. Gene Ontology annotation, cellular component: cytoplasmic vesicle. The record is from RefSeq and is a predicted model, not a curated record. Bases 153 to 668 code for a protein of 171 amino acids. The transcript has 7 exons.